Molecule: messenger RNA, 2796 nt
Organism: Brassica napus (rape)
Lineage: Eukaryota; Viridiplantae; Streptophyta; Magnoliopsida; Brassicales; Brassicaceae
Exons: 4
Coding region: 1-2796 (931 amino acids)
Molecular function (GO): catalytic activity
Source: RefSeq, a predicted model, not a curated record
AUGAUAGAUAUUGAGGCGGUGGUCAAAGGGAAACAAGUUUUUCUUACUUUUGUUUAUGGGGACCCGGUGCAAAAGUUAAGAGAACAAGUAUGGGAAAGACUAACUCGGUAUGGAUUAUCACGUUCUGAACCAUGGUUUAUUAUUGGAGAUUUAAACGAGAUUACUGGAAAUCAUGAAAAGGAUGGGGGAUCACUAAGAAGUGCUACUUCCUUCAUACCCUUUAACAAUAUGAUAAGGAAUAGUGGCUUACUAGAGUUUCCGGCCCGCGGAAAUAAAUGGUCAUGGCAAGCAAAGAGAGGUAAAGGAAAAGGAGCAAUGACGAUCAGAUGUCGAUUGGAUCGGGCUUUGGCAAAUGAGGAGUGGCAUACACUUUUCCCUUGUUCUUAUACAGAAUAUUUGAGGUUGGUGGGCUCUGAUCAUCGUCCGGUGCUAGCUUUUUUGGAGGAUAAGGUAUUACAGAAAAAAAGGGGUCAGUUCAGGUUUAAUAAGCGAUGGAUCGGACAGGAGGGACUUAUGGAAUCAAUUGCGGCAGGUAGGACAGAUAAUCAAGAAGGACAAUCAGAGGAUGUUGUUACAAAAAUUAAUAAUUGUCGUCAUGAAAUUUCAUCAUGGCGUAAGGAUAACCAACCAUACGGGAAGGAUAAAAUUAAAGAUUUUCAAAAUGCACUUGAGGAGGUCCAGUCAGAUAAUAGUAGAUCACAAGAAGACAUCCUUACGGUGUCCAGAAAGUUACAAGAGGCAUAUAAGGAUGAAGAGGAAUAUUGGCAUCAGAAAAGUCGGAAUAUGUGGCAUUCAUCUGGAGAUCUCAAUACCAAAUAUUACCAUGCUCUGACAAAGCAGCGUAGGGUCCGUAAUAAAAUAGUGGGACUCCAUGAUGAUCUAGGUAAUUGGAUUACGGAGGAAAAUGGGAUUGAGAAGGUGGCGGUAGAUUAUUUUGAUGGUCUUUUUAGCACUACAAACCCAACGGACUUUGAUAAUUUUCUGGAUGAGAUAGUGCCGUCUAUUUCACCCCAAAUGAAUCAGAUUCUAUUGAGGACAGCAACAGAGAAAGAGGUUCGUCAGGCUCUUUUCAUGAUGCACCCAGAGAAAGCGCCAGGCCCGGAUGGAAUGACAGCCCUGUUUUUUCAGCACUCCUGGCAUAUUGUUAAGAGGGAUGUGGUUGAGAUGGUGAAUAACUUCUUGGUUACAGGCAACUUGGAUCCACGGGUUCUCCUAAAUGGCCAGCCGCGAGGCCUUAUAAUUCCCCAGCGAGGUCUACGUCAAGGGGAUCCAUUGUCUCCUUAUUUAUUUAUUAUGUGCACUGAGGCUUUAAUUGCGAAUAUUAAGAACGCGGAGAGGGUGAAACAAUUAACCGGUAUGAAGGUUGCGAGAGCUUGUCCGGCAAUCUCUCAUUUGUUAUUUGCCGACGAUAGCCUUUUCUUUUGUAAGGCAAAUAGAGAAGAAUGUCAAACUAUUCUCAGGAUUUUAAAAGAGUACGAGGCUGUUUCAGGACAACAAAUUAAUUUUCAGAAAUCCUCAAUUCAAUUUGGACACAAGAUUGAAGAGUCUAGUCGACAAGAGUUGCGAGAUAUUCUAGGUAUUCAGAAUUUAGGAGGAAUGGGAUCUUAUCUGGGAUUACCCGAAAGCCUUGGAGGAUCUAAGGUCCAAGUAUUUGGAUUUGUUCAAGAACGCUUAAACAAUAGGGUAAAUGGAUGGACUUUUAGAUAUUUUACUAAAGGUGGGAAGGAGGUGAUCAUUAAGUCGGUGGUUACGGCUCUGCCAAAUCAUGUCAUGUCUGUUUAUAGAUUACCAAAAGCUACAGUUAAAAAAUUAACGAGUCUUGUAGCGAAAUUUUGGUGGAGCCCAGGGGGAAGCACAAAAGGAAUGCAUUGGAAAUCAUGGGAUAAAUUAUGUCUCCCUAAAGAUAAUGGUGGUUUAGGUUUUAAGGAUCUUAUGGAUUUUAACACGGCGAUGCUUGGAAAGCAACUGUGGAGGCUAAUUGAGAAGCCAAACACUCUUUUCUCGAGAGUCUUUAAAGGACGGUACUAUAGGAAUGCUUCACCCCUUGAACCGAUCCGAUCUUACUCCCCGUCAUAUGGCUGGAGAAGUAUGAUUUCUGCUAGAUCUCUGGCAAUUAGGGCUUUGGUGGAUCCUCAUGAUGCAAAGAUUAUUGAAAGUAUUCCAUUAAGUAGACACCAGAUGGAAGAUAGGAAUGGAUGGCAUUUCACUAAUAAUGGAAAAUAUUCGGUCAAAUCAGGGUAUCAAGUGGAACGAGUCUAUCCUGAUAAAGAAAAACCACCAGAUUUUUAUGGACCCACAGUGGAUACGUUAAAAGCCUUCUGUUGGGAAGUGCGGUGCCCGCCGAAGUUAAAGCAUUUCCUAUGGCAACUCCUUUCGGGUUGUAUAGCGGUAAUGAAGAAUCUUCGGGGGAGAGGGAUACAAGGAGAUAUUUGUUGUGCUCGAUGUGGAGACCCGGAGGAAUCAAUAAAUCAUGUGUUUUUUGAAUGCCCUCCAGCACGUCAAGUAUGGGCUUUAUCUAAGAUACCAUCGAAUCAGAACUAUUUUCCUACUUGUUCGUUUUUUGGUAACAUGGAUCAUCUCUUUUGGAGAGUUACUCCAAAGAUGGAUGAUCACCAAUUCGCAUGGAUAUUAUGGUAUAUAUGGAAAGGUAGGAACAAUAAGGUGUUUAGCAAUCUGGAUAUUGAUCCAAGGGAAACACUUCGAUUAGCAAAACUGGAAUCGACACUUUGGGCUGAAGCACAGCUACUUGAGAUAAUAGCUUCUUUCUUUGUGUACAUGACAAGACCUGGUCCAUGA